GUUUCGGUUCCUCACUAGAACGUUAAGAUGGCCUACACGACUCAUCAUAUGGCUGUUCUUCCUAACGCUUCCACUGACCAUAUUUCCUAUUUUCUUCGGCACCAUCAACGGCAUUUCUUUCACGCUUUGGUACCAAAAACACAUUGACGAUAAUACCAACAAGCUACUGGAAGAUAUGAAGGACGUUCUGGAGGAUUGGGGUGUAGGAGGAGAUGCGCCAUCAUUUCGCAAGUUCAUGGACACUUACAACGAUUUCCACCUGGUGAGGGUCAACAGCAACGAUUGGUUGCAUAAGCUCGGUUUCGUCCUUCCACGCGAGUACAGCAGUCCCAACGAUCUCACCAUUCCCAUCGACAAGCACGCAAAUCUUGAAACCCUCAUGCGGGAUACUUCUUGUCGCACCCAUGCUGGAAAACCCCGCGAACAGUGGUUGUACCUUUCUAAUCUGGCGUUUCCGGGAUUUAACACUUGGGACACGGCUUUCAACGGUGUGCUGGAGUACGUCCAUGCUCAUCCGACUUUGAAUGAGAGCGGCUUUCACUUCGCCAUGUGUGGCGAUACUGCAAGUUUCCUGUGCGGCGUCUGGUCCACCCAGAGUCCAGCGCUAUUACAUUUCCAGGUCGAGGAUGGUCCCCCAAACCCAGAAGACCUAGAGGAAGGUCUCACGUACUCGGCUCAAUGGAGACACCUUCGUCCGGUAACAGUCAGGCUUAUCGAGUUCCCCCUGAAGGAUGAGUUUACUGGCCUGCCCAUAUCCACUUUUCCUAGUCCUAAGCAGCAGAUGCUGUCCAUGGUGGCUGGAGACCGGCUGUACGAACAAAUCGAACCUUACGACUCCUGGGUGCAGACGGGAAAGAGAUUCUCCGAAUACGUCGAGAAGUCAUACAAAACACCAGGCACUGUGCUCCACUACGUGGACAAUGUCGACGAGUGGAUGAUAGAACAUGUGACGAAACCUUUAGGUGUCGAAACUGGGCUAGUGGUUAUAAGCCAAUUCGUUUUUCAGGUCUCCAUACUUGGCUCGAGUCUUGUUUGUUCUACGAUUCGGAGCAUCUCUUACCUGAUCGACAGUUUUCUCGGCCGACCAGGGCUUGGAGAUCAGGCUCUGGCCGAACUCAACGUGGAUCAAGACCCGGAAGAAGAUUUCUGGGCAAACUUAAAGAAAGAUUUGAACGAAGUGAUAGCAGAGUCGAAACGUCGCAAGGCAGAGGAGCAGAGUUCAUCUGGAAAUCCGGACACGUCAAUGACCAUCACUACAACUUGAAGCAUCAUUGUAUCGGUCAAGUGGCUUGCUAGGGGCGCAAAAUCGCUUUGGUUGUGGUACGACCAUUGAAUAGAGACGAAAUAAUCGACUAGGAUACAUAGGAGCAAUUUCCACCACUUCCAACCAGCAGUUUAGUCAUUCUGAAAGAAGCAGAUGCAAACCCACCAUGAGUCACGUUCACUGCUUCAAAGUGUUUCUUCGACCAAGCCCGCUUACCAUGUCUUGCAGCCACAGUGGCCAUGUUCGGAUUGAAGUCCACAUCUCGGCCCCUGCCGGGACAAC
Messenger RNA from Paraphaeosphaeria sporulosa, 1546 nucleotides. RefSeq lists its product as uncharacterized. The record is from RefSeq and is a predicted model, not a curated record. Lineage: Eukaryota; Fungi; Ascomycota; Dothideomycetes; Pleosporales; Didymosphaeriaceae. Bases 176 to 1264 code for a protein of 362 amino acids. The transcript has a single exon.